Molecule: messenger RNA, 1107 nt
Organism: Eimeria maxima
Lineage: Eukaryota; Apicomplexa; Conoidasida; Eucoccidiorida; Eimeriidae
Exons: 1
Coding region: 1-1107 (368 amino acids)
Source: RefSeq, a predicted model, not a curated record
AUGGCAGCGACAGCUGUACCCCGCUCCCGGCUUAGCCUGGCUAGCGACCUGGUAGACGCUGCCGGAGGCGCAAGUCCACCUCCGUUGUUGCCUACAGAGGUGCCACCCGCUUCGGAAGAAGAAGCAACGGCAGGAGCAUCCGAGGGAAGCAGCCUAUCAGCUUCAACGGGAACACUGGCAGCAGCAACAGCAGCAGUUCCAGCAGAAGAUGCACCACUGGCAGCCCAACGGAGGCUCAGCGCUACUGAGUCGGCGUUGGCUGCUUCCAGGCGCCCUCUUUUCUUAACCUAUUCUCUCAUCUGUGCUACAGAUGCUUCAGCACUGCUGCACCAGAAGGACCGUGUGCGGCUCGCCAGACAACUGGACGAGCUCUUACAGCUCCACCAGUUCGUCGUGCUUCUGCGGCAACCCUCAAGAAGGGCCUCUCUUAUAGGCCCCUUUAGCUGCAGCAGCAGCAGCAGCAACAGCAUCACCACAGAUUUGGCCAUUCAACUGGAUCCAGCGGAAGACAGUGCUGUGAAGGAUACGCCGGCCUUCAGCUGCAGCAGCAAUAACAGCUGUAACAACAGGAAGAGCAGCAGCACAUCUUUGAUUGGCACAGAAAGAGCGUUCCCAGUAGAGGAAUGCAAAGGGGAGGAGGCUGCUGAGGCCAGCCGCGUAUCUGUUUGUGGCGUCCCGCCUGCUGCUGCCGCUGCUGCUCCCAGUAUCCCCUACGAACCCACCACGCUAGGGCAGCACCAGCAGCAGCAACUGCAGCAUAUGCAGGAGGAGGCAGUAGCCGCAGCUCAUUUGAUUGCGGUGGAAUAUUUUGUUGCUGCCGUCACUUUCUGCAAACGCACCGGUUUUACGCCUCGCGCCGUCUCGGCUUUCUUGGCGCUUCUGCUUGGGAUGUACAGGCAAUCUGUGCAGCAGCAGCUGUCUCCAGCUGCUGCGUUUGAGGCAUUUAAGGCCUUGCUGCUGCAGCACGCGGUGCACAGACCGCCCUGUGCCACUGCUGUUUUCGCCCCCCAACAUCUACUCCCAGCUUCUGAGUUCUUUAUGCUGCACUUCGUCCGCUUGCUGCCUCACAUGCAGCAGCUGCAUACCCCACAGCUUCCGCAGCAAUAG